AAGUGGCUAUCAAGCUGGAAUCCGUCAAGACCAAGCACCCUUAACUUCACUAUGAGUCAAAAACCUAUAUGCUUCUCCAAGGAGGAACGGGAAUUCCCAGCCUCAAAUGGUUUGAAGUUGAGAGCGAGUACAAUGUCAUGGUUAUUGACCUUCUUGGACCAAGCUUGGAAGACCUAUUCAACUAUUGCAACAGGAAGUUCACAUUGAAAACAGUAUUAAUGCUGGCAGAUCAGUUAAUUAACAGAGUGGAACACGUUCAUUCAAGAGGUUUCCUUUACCGUGAUAUAAAGCCUGACAACUUUUUAAUGGGCUUGGGGCGCAGAGCAAAUCAGGUAUAUGUCAUUGACUUCGGCCUUGCAAAAAAGUAUAGGGAUCUUCAGACUCAUAAGCACAUACCAUAUAGGUCAGAAAUUUUUUGGAGAGAUGCAAAAUAUGGUCCAAGAAUUAAAGAGCUUAGUUUUUUAAGGUUUUUCAUUUUUUAAUAUAUGUAAGUACAGUUAAUUUUUUUAUAUUUGAUUCCUU
Molecule: messenger RNA, 522 nt
Organism: Camellia sinensis
Lineage: Eukaryota; Viridiplantae; Streptophyta; Magnoliopsida; Ericales; Theaceae
Source: RefSeq, a predicted model, not a curated record